UUGUGCUGUAAUUGGAAAACUACCAUUAUCAGAUUUACCUAAUUGUUACCCUUAUCUGAAUGUAUCUUAUCCGACCGGGUGUUCUGUUAUCAAUCGAUAGACAUCGCUGUUGCUAUAACUCAAUCGUGGAACGACACGUAAUAACGGACGGCGUGUUUUUUUUUUUCUUUUUUAAUAUCUAAAUCAGUGCUCCAUAGAUUACGAGUAUUAGUUCAAUAAGAGGUGUCUGUGUGUGUAUACAACAACGACAACAAAAAAAAAUGGCGGACGAAGUUGAAAAACCGACUGUCUCGCUGAACUUAGGCGGCGCUUUCUCCGAAAAGGUGUCCGAGAUCGUUGAUAAUAUGGACAUAAAGACGGUUUUGAAGAAAAUGAUUGACAUGCCACCUGAGGGAGAGGACAAUGGUGAAACGAAGGAGCAAUUGCAGGGGAUCUUAGAGAAAAUCGAAGCAAUGUCCGACGAGGAAAGGGAAGAGUUCAUGGCUAAAAUCAAGCAAGGAUUGAUGCAAAAGCUUAAUUUUAAUCUAGGCCAAAACAUUGAUCUGUCCGGCUUGGAGACGGCCAUCAAGGAAGCUAUCGUACAAAAGCUCUAUAUGGUCGGUGCUAUCGUGGCGUUCAUAGUGUUCUUAUUGCUUGUGUUCUUCGGUUACAAACUGUACAAGUCGAUAAAGGACAAAGAAGUCAAGAGGGAAGAAAAGAAAAAGGCUAAACAAUUAAAAAAGAAAAAGUAGAAUUUUAAUUGACAUUUAAAAAAAAGAUGGUGGUUUUGACAGUAGAUUUAAAGUAUAAUAUGUCACUUUGGACUGAAUUGUCAUUU
This is a messenger RNA of Bombyx mandarina (wild silkworm), 817 nucleotides long. RefSeq lists its product as uncharacterized. The record is from RefSeq and is a predicted model, not a curated record. NCBI's taxonomy places the organism in Eukaryota, Metazoa, Arthropoda, Insecta, Lepidoptera, Bombycidae.